AUGGAUGGCAUCAUUUGGAAUUCAUUUUUAGGACGAGAAAAUGUCAUUUUAAACUUUAUUAGCUUGUUCCCUGUCAAUUUUGAAGAUCAAGCUUAUGUCUAUGCAAGGUUAAUGGCAGCUGAACUGGUCAAUGUGAAUGAGUUUCAAGAACUGGCAAGGCAGGCCCUUCCAAAGAUGUACUAUGACUACUUUCGCGGAGGUGCUGAGGACCAACACACGCUUAAGGAAAAUGUGGAAGCAUUUCAUAGAAUCAUUAUUCAGCCAAGAAUUCUUGUAGAUGUUAGGAGGAUAGAUAUGUCGACUACAAUAUUGGGGUACAAUACUUCAGCGCCCAUCACGAUUGCUCCAACUGGAAGGCAUAAGUUGGCACUCCCUGAAGGGGAGGUUGCAACAGCCAGAGCAGCAGCUGCAUGCGAGACCAUAAUGGCGUUGUCCUUUAUGUCUACCUGCACCGUGGAGGAGGUUGCUUGCAGCUGCAAUUCUAUUCGCUUCUUUCAGUUAUAUGUAUUCCAUUUUCUCUUGAGCUCUCAUAGUUUUAACUUUUUCAUUGAUCCAAUUUUCUCAAGCAGCACUGCUCUGAUGGUACACAGAGCCGAAAAGAAUGGAUUCAAAGCUAUUAUUCUUACUGCUGAUACUCCUAGACUUGGUCGAAGGGAGGCAGACAUCAAGAACAAGUGA
Ilex paraguariensis (yerba mate) is the source of this 678-nucleotide messenger RNA. The record is from the annotation of a GenBank genome assembly. NCBI's taxonomy places the organism in Eukaryota, Viridiplantae, Streptophyta, Magnoliopsida, Aquifoliales, Aquifoliaceae.